Molecule: messenger RNA, 1911 nt
Organism: Penaeus vannamei (Pacific white shrimp)
Lineage: Eukaryota; Metazoa; Arthropoda; Malacostraca; Decapoda; Penaeidae
Source: RefSeq, a predicted model, not a curated record
CUCAUUGGUUCGAAACAUACCACCAACACCCCCUUGCGUGUUAUAGUCACUACAGAUGGCAGAGUGUUAGGAAGUGUUACGAUUUCAACUAAGGGGGGCUUGAUUUGUUUCGAGGGCGCAGCUGCGGUAGACCUAUAAGGGGAAAGAUCUCGGGAUUAUUAUUAUUAUUUUUUUUCGCUUUAGAAUUACAAAUAGCAAGGAUAUAUUUAUACCAUGGUGAUUAGGAAAGAGGAUCGCGUUUGGGUCGAAGAAGAGGUGGGCAGUCGAGAACUUUCAAGGUCUUCCGGUGCAGCUUCUCCAGACGACAACUCGAUCCAUACUACGACUGAAUCCAACGAGAGUUUUCACGACGCCCCAGGAAGGAGGUCCUCGCCCAGCCCAGUCGCCGCCUUGUCCAGAUAUGCGCGGCUGGAGGCGGAGCGGGAGGACCUCCUUCGUCAGGAGGACCCAGGCGGCGACGAGGGAGGAGUGCGACGCUGAUCGACUCCUGACGGAACGCGACCGCCUGCUGCGCCUCACGUACUGCCAGGAGAACAGCAGCGUGCUAGCGGUGAGCCUGAAGCGCAUGAUCCACAUGUGCGUGUGGGUGGAGCGCCUGGCCGUGUGCCCCGACCCCAUGGUGGAGCAGUUCCGCGCUGCUCUGGGCGAGGUGAUCCGCAUGUCCCCCCUGGUGAUGAAGCACCUGGAUUCGCCCUCGCCUCAUGACCACAUGGAGCGGGGGUCGUCCCCUCUCCACCCGUCUCCGCCCACCCCGCCCAACCUCCAGAGGAUAUGGGUGGAGAACGAGCAGGGGGCCUCCGGGGACGCCACGCCGCCGCGCCAGCCUCCGCACGCCCUCGGCAGCCCGGAAACCUGCGGCCCGCCCAAGAGCAGCGGGAGCUUCAAAGUGUCCGACGGCGGCCAGCGCGCGGGGAACCAGGCCUGGUCGCCGCUCACGCCCGACCGCACGGACGCCAACCUCACCAACGAGUCCUCGCUCUCCGGAGGGUCCGCCCAGAAGCCGGUCUCGUCCACGCCCGAGCUGUACUUCUCCCCCAUGCAGAAGCAGGGCCGCGCGGCCGCCAACACCACCUCGGACUGCUCCCAGUGCACGUCCAAGGACACGCAGGACAAGUUCUUCAGCCCGCAAGCCGAGAAGGACAGCACCUCGAGCCUGCUCUCGGGCAAGGACUUCCCCAGCAACAGCUCCUUCAAUUCGCCAACGCUGAUGUUCAAGUUCGCCGACUCCAGCGAGUUCGUCGGGCUGAGCGGGAGCCCCGGCAAGUCCAGCCAGGACGACCGCGAGAACCAAGGCCUCUUCCAGUUCCCCAAGACGAAGAAGACGCGAAGGGCCCGCAGGAAGCGCGCAGGGAACCGGACUGCCUCGUCGCCGCCGCAGAGGACUGUCGAGGAGCUGAAAGGAGGGAGCAACAUCACCAGGCCUAAGAAGAGGUCGCGCGCCUCUGACAUCGAGGGAGACGAGGUCACGCGCCAUCUGUUGGCGAGCAUCCAGAACCUAGGUCAACCCUCGCGCUACGUCGCCCUGGAGUCAUUAGAGGAAGUGUAAAAGUCUUUAUAUUCCUUUUUUAUACCAAGUGCGUUCGGUUGUUCCGCCAGUUAUGUUAGAUUACAUUGUGAUUUUUUUUCUCAUUUUAAUCCUCGUUUGUACCUCCACCGUUUUACUUUUUUACUUGAAUUUCAGUGAUAUUAAGAUUAUUGUACGUCUUGAUUUUUUAUUGGCACUUUCGCCAAAUGUUCUCUAUACGAUUUUUUGAGUCUGAUGAUUUUUGCUUUUGUAAUGCAAGUAUUUAUUUCAGCGUAACGAGAAUUGACAUUCUAGUAGCAGUUUUUGAUUCAUAAAUCGCCUAUUGUGUUAAUGUUCAUUUUAAGACCAAUGUAAAAGCUUUAGUAAAUUUUUAGUUUUCAUCGUCA